Messenger RNA from Podospora bellae-mahoneyi, 1149 nucleotides. It is a transcript of the gene rpl8, whose product is annotated as 60S ribosomal protein L8. Gene Ontology annotation, cellular component: cytosolic large ribosomal subunit. Gene Ontology annotation, molecular function: RNA binding. The transcript has 4 exons. The coding region runs from base 188 to 973 and encodes 261 amino acids. Gene Ontology annotation, biological process: maturation of LSU-rRNA; ribosome biogenesis. The record is from RefSeq and is a predicted model, not a curated record. NCBI's taxonomy places the organism in Eukaryota, Fungi, Ascomycota, Sordariomycetes, Sordariales, Podosporaceae.
GCUGCCCCACACUUGGUUGGCGCACUGGCUCUCAGCAAUUCUGCCCCACUGAACCCUACUGGUGGCCCGAGCUUUUUUCAUCAAUCCACAAUCCUCUUUUUCUAUUGCAAGCUCCGCCAAAAUUUCUUUUCUCCAGACUUCUUCUCAUCGACAAGCUCCCGGUACAGAGCCAACGCCCAACGACAAAAUGCCUCCCAAGUCUGGAAAGAGAACCGCCCCCGCCCCCUUCCCCCAGGGAAAGGCUGGCAAGAAGGCCCCCAAGAACCCUCUCCUUGAGAAGCGUUCUCGCAACUUCGGUAUCGGCCAGGACAUCCAGCCCAAGCGCAACCUCUCGCGCAUGGUCAAGUGGCCCGAGUACAUCCGUCUCCAGCGCCAGAAGAAGAUCCUCAACCUCCGCCUGAAGGUCCCCCCUGCGAUCGCCCAGUUCCAGCAGGUUCUCGACAAGAACACCGCUGCCCAGGCUUUCAAGCUCCUCAACAAGUACCGCCCUGAGACCAAGGUCGAGAAGAAGGAGCGUCUCCUCAAGGAGGCCACCGCCAUCAAGGAGGGCAAGAAGAAGGAGGACGUCUCCAAAAAGCCCUACGCCGUCAAGUACGGUCUCAACCACGUCGUCGGCCUCAUUGAGAACAAGAAGGCUUCUCUUGUCCUCAUCCCCAACGAUGUCGACCCCAUUGAGCUCGUCAUCUUCCUCCCCGCCCUCUGCCGCAAGAUGGGUGUCCCCUAUGCCAUUAUCAAGGGCAAGGCCAGACUCGGCACUGUCGUCCACAAGAAGACCGCUGCCGUCCUCGCCCUUACCGAGGUCCGCUCCGAGGACAAGAACGAGUUCUCCAAGCUCGUCUCCGCCAUCAAGGAGGGUUACCUCGAGAAGAACGAGGAUGCCCGCAAGAAGUGGGGUGGUGGCAUCAUGGGUUACAAGGCCCAGCAGCGUAUCGCCAAGCGCGAGAAGGCUCUUGCCAACGCCAUCAAGGUUUAAGGAAGCAUAAAGGGUCGAUUGGGCGUUGUUGCACUUACGAAUGGCGUACGGGACUACCAAAACCAGAUCAGGGUGAAAUAAACAGCCUUGCUUCCGCCAAGAUGCGGAUAAUGAAUUGUUUCUUCGGAUGGGACACGAAUGGAUUGCUUGAUACCCCCCUUAAUGCGAAAGUCUUC